This is a messenger RNA of Echinostoma caproni, 1587 nucleotides long. The record is from the annotation of a GenBank genome assembly. Lineage: Eukaryota; Metazoa; Platyhelminthes; Trematoda; Plagiorchiida; Echinostomatidae.
AUGUUGCAUCAAGCGUCCUAUUCUGUUCCAUUUAAUUCUGUCAUUGUCAUCCAGAUCGAGUUGGAGGCGAUAUAUCAGUUGAAUCCAAAUCUUCGUCGACCUGGAACUUCUCCUGAAAAAGUUGCUGGCACAGGAGAUACCAGUAGACCUCAAUCUCAGAAAGACUCUCACCACCAGCCUCCGUCCUCUACCAGUCAACAUCGGUCAGUCGCUCCUUGGCCCCAGAUUGAUCCUCGUGCUUCUGUGACGUUACUCGCUGCGAAACAUCAAGCGUCACAUCAAACCAACGUUACCACCACAGGCAGCACUACUUCCAUCGCCUCUGGCCAAAACGCAACGCAGUAUGAUAUUUCGUCCUCAGUUCCUAUUCGGACAAACGUGCCCACUCGUGCCCAAACAACCCUGCGGUCCAAUGUAACCAGUGCCUCCGUGCCUUCUCGUCCAGCUUUUACAUCCGGAGGACCGGAUGAUCGAACCAACCAGUCCCGACACGCCACCGCCAUUCCAACUGCUGCGGCACCCACAAGUGUGAACACUACAUCCACCCACGAUGUAACCCAAAUCAGGCAUCCGGAUACGACCGGCCCACAUCUUCCUCAGCGUUUGACGCUUGAAGAACCAAUGGAGGAGGAUUUGUCAGAAGCGACACCCGUCGCUCGAGGUCCACACGAGGCCGACGAUUUGAGACACUUAGCCGAUCUGGCUAGGGAUCCUGAUGGCAGCAGUCUUUACGGUGAGUGGAUGGAACAGGACACUAUGGAGCCGGCAGAAGAUGCUACCCCAGUGACCACUAACCAUCGUGCACCAUCUACCAAUGAACUACAGCGACGUCAAAUCGCCCGAGGCAACACAGUCGUACCGAACGGUCUACCAGCGAACACCGGGGCAGCCAGCUCUGGCGCAGUUAGGAAGUCGAACUGUGUGAAAGAAAUUGAACUGAUCAAACAGCGACGCGAAGAGCGUCGUGCAGCCCAACGUGCGGUCCGUGAUCAGAUCGAUUUGGACCCGACAAAUCCGAGCUACGAAUUUCACAUGAUGAUUAAUGAAUAUCGAAGCACUCUGGAUUAUCGACCGAUCACCAACACUGAUCCAACUGAAGAUCAUCAGAUUUGUGUCUGUGUUCGCAAACGACCGAUGAACAAGAAAGAAUUGGGACGUCGUGAAAUCGAUGUUAUCACUGUGCCGGACAAAGAACAUGUGAUUGUCCACGAACCGAAAACCAAAGUCGAUCUGACCAAGUACCUUGAGAACCAACAAUUCCGAUUCGAUUACGCUUUUGACGACACAUCGGAUAACGAAUUGGUGAGUGUGGCUAUCCUGGCCAACUCAUUGAUGGCUCCUUUGUACGCGUGUAGAAAUGUCUAUCGGUACACGGCCAAACCGUUGGUUGAGUGCAUUUUCGAUCGUGGUAUGGCCACAUGUUUUGCCUAUGGUCAAACCGGAUCUGGAAAAACGCACACAAUGGGCGGCGAGUUCCACGCACGUGGGCAGCAAAACUGUACGAAUGGAAUUUACGCACUAGCAGGUACGCAUAUCCGUUCAAUUGUUUCCCUUCCAUCAUUUUUACCGUAUUCCUUUUUGCUAUGA